AUGGCGUAUACGUUCCGUAUACGGCCGUACCGUAUCCGUAUAGGUUUUCGGGUUCAGAAAUACGGCACCGUAUUAUACGAGCCGUAUCCGUAUAAGGGUCGUAUUAUACGGCCCGUAUCCGUAUACGGUACGGUACCGAGCCCUAAGCUUCGAAAGUGGGUAACAAAACAAAAUUCGAUAAAGCAGGAAAAGAUUAUCGAGAGACGAGAUAUUGCUAACCAGAGAGAGUCUAUGUUGUUAGAGAAAUUGAGAGAAAAAGGAUACGGGGAUACGGAUUUUCGGUUCUGUUACGAUUCUCUAGACCUUCAAGCAAAAUGGCGUCGGCUUAUGAGAUAUCCAAGACCUUUCACAGACAGUCUAUGGGACAAAAUUGAGCCCCAGCUGGAUGCACUUAUUGCGGAACGUCGGGCCCUACGCGCGGCAUAUAAGGGGUGGCCGUGCACCUAG
Fomitiporia mediterranea MF3/22 is the source of this 447-nucleotide messenger RNA. RefSeq lists its product as uncharacterized. The transcript is spliced from 5 exons. The record is from RefSeq and is a predicted model, not a curated record. The coding region runs from base 1 to 447 and encodes 148 amino acids. NCBI's taxonomy places the organism in Eukaryota, Fungi, Basidiomycota, Agaricomycetes, Hymenochaetales, Hymenochaetaceae.